Messenger RNA from Xenopus laevis (African clawed frog), 5024 nucleotides. It is a transcript of the gene cramp1.L, whose product is annotated as cramped chromatin regulator homolog 1 L homeolog. NCBI's taxonomy places the organism in Eukaryota, Metazoa, Chordata, Amphibia, Anura, Pipidae. The record is from RefSeq and is a predicted model, not a curated record. The transcript has 21 exons. Bases 492 to 4166 code for a protein of 1224 amino acids.
CACUCCAGGGGCUGGUAGUAACUUCUCCAGUAGUUUGUCAACAAGGGGGCACAGGCUUAAUUCGUGGGGUGACACUAAGGUGGGGAAAUAGGGUCAAAUUUGGGUUCAGGCGUCGUUGCAAGGCUGAUGACGUAGCAAAGCAAAGUUCAGCUCCCAACACAAAACCCCUCAGAGAUGGCCCUGCUUUGGCAGCGCCCUGUUUGAAAUCGCAAGGUCGCACGUAAUAUCGGGAAACUUCGUCUGAAAGCUGAGAAUCUCCUCUUUCUUUCGAGCCUGGAUUGGCGUCUGUGCGACCCCGCGCUGCCGAGUUAUCGGGGUGCGAAUGCGGGUACUCCCGCGCGCCUGGCUGCAGAAAAUGCAUUUGGUGUGAGGCUCCUGUUCAGCCUGAGCCAGAGACACGCAAAGGAGACGAAGGCGCAGAGCUGAGCUGCUCCCUCCUCCGAUAUUAUGAGGGAUCCCGGGCGGAGCAGAGCUCGGAGAAACCCGGCUCCAUGGUGAGAAGGAAGAAGAGCCCCCAGGGGUGCGAGGGAAACCGAAAUGGGAUGACAGUAAAGCUGAAGAGUGGGGAGGAAAGGUUAAAGAAGCCAAACAAGAGAGCACCAGAGGCUGAAGAGGAAGAAGAGGCAGCAGGAGAAGGGGAAGAAAAAAGCAUAAAAGAGGGUAAUAUACCCCUUCCCGACACUCCCAGCCAGGACCCCGAACAGGUUUUGACCCCGAGUGAACCCUCCAACCUCCAGCAAGACCAGCGCCAUUUUCUGAGGUCCAGCGUCAGGCCUCACACCAAGAGACUCAGGAAGGAUUCCUGCAGCGAUGGAGCCGGCACCAGCACCAAAUCUAAAGGACUGGACAGUGCCACUCCAUCUUCCCCUAGCUGCUCUACAGGACUGGCACCCAAUGCCCCUAAAACAUCCAGCCGCAACCUAGCACCAUCGGGCGGGGAAAAGGAAGAAGGCAGCAAGAAAAAAGUGAGACGACAAUGGGAGUCUUGGAGCACAGAGGAUAAAAACACAUUCUUUGAGGCACUUUAUGAACAUGGCAAGGACUUUGAAGCCAUUCAGAACAACAUUGCCCUGAAAUACAAGAAGAAAGCCAAACCGGCCAGCAUAAUAAAGAAUAAGGAGCAGGUUCGGCACUUCUACUACAGGACCUGGCACAAGAUCUCCAAAUAUAUAGACUUUAACAAUGUGUUCUCUCGUGGCCUGAAGAAGUCCUCACAGGAACUGUAUGGGCUGAUCUGUUAUGGGGAGCUCCGUAAGAAGAUUGGAGGGUGUAUGGAUGAUAAGAAUGCAACAAAGUUGAAUGAGCUAAUACAGUUAGGAGUAACCACAGUGAGGUACAAAGGAAGGAAUCUGCGGAUCAAGGCCCCAAUGUGUAGAGCGCUGAAGAAACUCUGUGACCCCGAUGGCAAAACAGGUUUAAGUGACGAAGAAGACCAGAAACCUGUUCGAUUGCCUCUUAAAGUUUCUGUAGAACUUCAGCCUCGGAACAACCAAGCCUGGGCUCGAGUGCAGAGCCUGGCACAGAAUCCACGUCUCAGGAUGAUUGUGGAACUGCAUAGAAAGGUCUCCAGCCUCAUAGAGUUCCUCAAGCAGAAGUGGGCCCUUAAAGAGGUCCAAAUUCGUAAAACUCUGGAGGAUCAUCAACUUAAAGAGUUGGGACCCCAGGAGUCAGAAGACGAAUUGUUCCUCUUUCCCACAGAGGCAGCACAGUUAUCUUCCUUGCCUGGUGUGGCCAGAGUGGUCCAUUCCAAGGCCUACUGCACAGUUCAUUGGCAAGAGACAGGAAAGUGCAAACAGAGUAUUAAAGACACUCAUUUGCUGCCUCCUGCUCAGAUUCUGGGCAUCCAAACUGGACAGGGGACAGCCAGGGUGCAGCUAAAGUGUCUGAAAGGGGGGGCAGAUAGUAAUAAGGGCAACAAAGUAAACGGUGGGGCUGAUGCCCAGCCUGAUAGGACACAAGUGAUUGAGGAUGGCUCUGUAGAGAAUGUAGUGUCUACAGGUGUUUCCCUCAGUCCAAAGACCCCUGAUGAUUCCCCUCCAGAGCAUGUAGACUCUCCUGCAGAUGCACCUUAUGAAGGGUCUGGCAGCAGGCAGCCUGAUGUAGAGGAGCUAUCACUGCUUGACCCUUUUCCCCGUUACCUAAAGUCCUGCCAGGACCUUAUUAUACCAGAGGAAAACGAUUGCACAGACAAAGCCCCUGACAUCUCUCCUACAUCUCCCGAAACUCUUAAUUCAAGCACUAUGGAAGUUUCCCCUGGUCAACGGCAAACAGAAUCACAGACUACAACUGGUGGGCCACCUGAUAAUUGCACUACAGAAAUGUCAGGCACAGACUCUCAGGAGAAGGAGCAGUGUAAUGCCCCCAAGCCCUCCCAAGAAAGUGCUAAUCAACUAAUUGAGCAGCUACGCCAGGAGGGCUGGAACCAACGGACUUCUGAAAAUCUGACACUAGCCGAGGUCUACCUCAUGCUGGGCAAGCCAGGCAAAUUACAGCUAGAGUAUGAAUGGUUGGCACCCUCCAAUCCGGAUGGUUCGGCCCACGCCACGUGCCACAAGCAGAGACUCCUAAACUGCCUUUUACGCCUCAUCUCAACAGAAGUGAACCAUAAAACCUCCUUGCAGACUCCAGAAACCACUUCAGUUGCCACUUCGCCAAUGAAGCUUCCAGCCCAGGAUCAGACGUUGACACCUCCAGGGAAGGUCAUCACACUGUUGUCCAGGAACCCCAGCUGCUUACAGUCACAACCCACACCCCAGAUCCAUCCUCACUUCACCUCUACAUCGAGCACCCCAGGUUUCCGGAACCAUCCACGUCCAUUGUUAGUGGGUAAUCCCUUGGGGUCUGUAACAAGCACCACGGAUGGAGGAGUGUUUGCGGUGCCCACCAUGAGGCCACCCAACAGCCGGCAUUCAAAAGUCUCUUCUCCCGGCAAAGAAUCUGGCAGUCCAGUUCGUCAGCCAUUGGAUGCUAUCAGUCCUGAAUUCUUUUUGCCGAAGUCUAAGAAGCCAAGAAGCAGACACCCAAGGAAACCCUUAGUUGUCCAGAGGACUCUUCUACCAAGACCUUCUGGUAGCGCCUCCCAACAUGUGUGCUCCUUCUCUAUCCUUUCCAACUCCUCGGUGGCAGGUAGGGGCUCUUUCCGCCCUAUCCACUCGUCCCUUGGCAGUACAUCUGUAUCACAUAUUGUCCCCAAAGGUUUGACCACCACCAACCCUUUGUCUAGUGCCAUUGAUCUGGCUGCUAAGACUGCAGGUAUUAUACCAGGUGGCAGUGUGCCAGUGGUGGAGACGGACGGUUUGUCAGGAAUAAGCCCUCUGCCACCCGAUGGGCUAACUGGGACAUCUCAGACUGCCGCUAGCCAAGGCACCAGUACAGACUCCAUACCAUCUGUGACAGUAUCUACUGAGGACCCUAUUCCAUUUAUGGCUCUUUCCACAGCACAUGUGCAGGAGCCAAGCCAGUCGUUCCAGCCAUCAGCUGUCUUGUCUCUGCCUGAGCUUUCCCAGAAUCCCCAGCAGAAUGGGCCAACAAGUUGUACCCCUAGCAGCGCUGGUAGCUGCCUUUCCCCUCCUAAUGUAUCUGCUUUGCUGGACAUUUCUCUUCCUGGACCACCAGAUGAUGUCCUGUCACACGGAGGAAAUUCCACACAUAUCAGUGACUCAAUCAUUGAAAUAGCCAUUAGCUCGGGGCAGUUUGGAGAAGCAGUGCCACUGUCACCAGCCAAGCUGAAUGAUAACUCUAAGAGUCUUCCGUCCCCCAACUCCAGUCCCCAACAGAACUGGAUUGCCUCUCCCAGCCAUGAUCCACAGUGGUACCCUAAUGAUUCCACAGACUCCUCACUCAGCAGUUUAUUUUCCAGUUUCAUUUCUCCGGAGAAGGGACGCAAGACGGUGCCCGCAGCCCCAGGUAGUACCAGUGGUACCUCUCUGCUAGGCCCAAGCCUGCUGGACGGGAGCUCACGGGACUCCUUUGUUUCUCGGUCUCUGGAUGUAACUGAGGUUGUUGACUCUCAGCUAGCCUGUCUGAUGAACGAGAAUAGCAUUGAUUACAUAUCCCGUUUCAAUGACCUGGCCCAGGAGCUGUCGGCAACAGAGCCUGCUAGAAGAGAAAUUCCAUUUGAAUCUGGAGCCCCAGGAAGUGGGCAGCCCAUUCGUGACCUGUCCUAAAGCAAGCUUACUCUUUAUAGUCUCCUUUCGUGUACAUUACAGUUGCAGCAGGAAAACAGAAAAUAAGCCAAACCCUUUUUAUAUGGCUUUGCUCAUUUAACAUAACUGGGUUACUCACUUGCCCCGUUUAACUUCAUUGCUGUCCUCCACUACAUUCAUAUAUGAUAGCAUCUCAUAAAUAAACGAAAAACAUCAAUUCUUCCAUCUCCUGCACUGUAGGGAGAGGUAUACACAGUUGUACUGUAUAGCUACAGCAUAAAGAGGCAAUCAGUAUACGUUUAAAUAUUAGUAUAUGUUUAAAUAUUAUUUGAAGCCGUCUGUAGUCAUUGAAUAUUCCUUAUCUCCAAGAACAAGGCCGGAUUUAUGGUAAUUGCACUGAUUUAACAUUGUUCCUUUCAUGAGAGAUUCAUGCAUUCUACAGUGCAACAUAACUCGCCAUGGGCUGAACGACUACACUUCAGUUUCUUGUUGGCUGAGGAUCCUGCGACUUAAAUGUUCUGCAACACCUGAACAGGCUGGUUAUCCCUGACUUUGUGUGGACCAUAGGAGCUUGGAUUGGCACUUUACUGCUUCUGUGACAGUUUUCUUUAUGUCAUCUGUGAUGGCAGUUUUAGUUGUACAGAGACUCAAAAAGGUUCAUAUUCAUUAUAACAUGGUAUAUCAUUUUCUGCUGUCACAGCAAGUUAAAACUGCUUGUACUCUGUGUAAUAGGUGGCCAGUGUAUGCCCCAUGUUGGCUAUAAGAUGAAGUGCCCCUUUCCCUGUUUUUUUUUUUUUUUUGCAGAUUGAGCAGCACCACAAUAACGUCCUGUGGAUGCUGCUCAUUAAUAAGACAUAGAGAAAAGAAGACAUCCCCAAG